AGGAUUUAAACUUCUCUACCGCACAAAAAGGUUAACAGCAAAGAGUUUGUAACCAUGGGCAACAUCCAGAGCGAGAAGCAAUCGAAGGGCAAGGGGAAGCAGAAGAACCGCAAGGGCUCGGCGGGCAGCCAGCGGCGGCGGCGCGAGGCGGGCACUCCGGCGGACGAGGCCGCGCGCUCAGUGCCGCUCCGCACGCCGCCGCCGCCGCGCGACAUGGACGCGCCGCGACUCGCGCCCGACUCUACCGUGUCCGUGACCGACCGCUCGUCUGUCAGCGAUGUCAGUUGCGAUGAGGUUAUGGGGGCCCGGGCGUCGCGCGAGCGCCUGCACGAGGCCCACGACUUCCGCGACAACCGGCUCAAGGGCAGCGCCGCCACCACCGCCUUCACGCUGGCCAAACACCGCCGCGUGGAGCUGCCGCCCGCUCCCGAACACGAUGUGGACCGAUGGACGUGCGGCGCGGAGCCCACGGUGGUGGCCGAGUCCAACGUGCUGCGCAAGGUGGCGUCGCUGACCCUGGAGGCGGCCUCGGAGCCGCGGAGGCCGAAGCCCCCGGACAAGAUCGACCUUGACCCCCAGCUCUACGACAAGUUUGAAGGUCAGAUGCUGGUGAGCUGGCUGGCGGCGGGCAUCGCGGAGGGCGGCGCGGGGGCGGGCGCGGCGCGGGCGGCGGCGGCGCGCGUGGCGGGGCGGCUGCUGGGGGCUGGGCUCCUGCGGCCGCUGCAGGACCAUGACGCCAAUGCUGCUGUGUUCAAGCCAAACCUGAUGUACUGUUGGCGCCAACACGAGGCGGCAAUGUCGGCGUCGUGUCGCUCCCGCUGGCACGACGACGCGUCGCCCGCCGCGGCGCUGCACGACGCCGUCGCGCGGCACGAGACGGCACGGCUCGACCACGACUGCAAGCAAGACGACGCCAAGUCCAGUGGCACAGAAGACUCUGAUGUGUCAGAGGCCCUCAUAACGCAACUGCGCACGCGAAUAGACACUCUUGAAAGAGAACUGCAACUGCUCAAAACACCAAAAAAAGUACAGCACCAAUCCUCCCAGGCCAAACUAAACCUCAUAAGUGUACACACACAAACCACCGACAGUGUAUUAUUAGAUAAGUCGCCCAACGAACCUGUGAUAGAUAGACCUGAUGUUAAAACUGUAAAUAGUAAUAAAGUAGACUUAAGUACCGAAGAUCCUUGCGAGAACAAUGCAAAUUCGCGGGUGACGACGUCUAGAUCUGACAUCGAGAAUUUUUGUAAGUUAAAUAAGAGCAGAGACUGUAAUAGUGUGAUGAGUAAAGGUGACUUUAUUGAAAAACCAGUGAGAGACGCGGUAGUGAACAGCAACAGCUGGAGUGCCGCCGACAAAGUGAACCAAAGACUGUCUAAUUCAGAAACAACUAGUUCUUCCGACCUAUCUUAUAAAACAUCCUGCAUGUCGCAUGAUGUUGUCUCACUCAACUCUACGGACUCGCGGACGAAUGUGUUAGAGGGAGAGAACAAGACCACCAAAGUGUUAUAUUUGCAUUAUGAGACUAAAUACGAGCCUAAGACUAGAGGGACAAGUGAUGCUAGCUCCGUAGCAGAGACUUUGAAAGCUGAUGACAGCACUUCGACUGCUGCACUCGCGGCCAAAACAUCGCCAGUUUUAUCUACAAAUUCCUGUGUGCAGACAGAAGUAGCAUCAUCUCCUAAAAACGAAGUAGAAGAGAAACCUUUAUCGCCGCCUGCUGUGCUGGAAAACGCUCAGGUUAUUCAAAACCAAACAUCUCCAAUAAAAGCCAAUAAUGAUAGUCCUAAAACGCCAGUAUCAAAUGCUCUGUUAAUUUCGUCGACGACAUCGACGUCGGAAGUGUCUCGAGUGGUUCCCUCGUCCAUGCCGGAUGUGGUGCCGCCGCCCCCCGAGGUGCAGGAGACCUCGCUGCCUCCGCCUCCACCACCGAUGCCAGAUCUGGCCCCCACGCCGCCGCCGAUGCCAGAAUUGGUCCCUACGCCUCCACCGUUAGCUGAUGCCGCCCCGAUUCCUCCAGUUGUGCCAAGUUUGGGUCCGCCGCCGCCGCCCAUGCCAGAGGAUGGUCCACCAGUGCCCCCGCCACCUCCAAUGCCAGAUAGCGGGCUUCCCACGCCGGGGUUGGGCCCACCGCCGCCUCCAAUGCCGGAUAUGGGUCCACCACCGCCCCCAAUGCCUGAUAUGGGUCCUCCGCCUCCUCCAAUGCCGGGUAUGGGCCCACCGCCGCCACCCAUGCCGGGUAUGGAUCCUCCGCCGCCCCCAAUGCCAGGAAUGGGCCCACCGCCUCCUCCAAUGGCGGGGAUGGGCCCACCGCCUCCUCCAAUGGCGGGGAUGGGCCCGCCGCCCCCACCAAUGGCAGGGAUGGGUCCUCCGCCUCCGCCAAUGGCGGGCGGUGCGCCCCCGCCCCCGCCCCCGCUGGGCGCCCCCGCCGGCCCCGUGCCCUUCCCCGCGCCCCCCGCUGGCGGCUGGAACAAUCAAAGGGCUACGCUACGCAAAUCCGCCAUCAAGCCCGUCGCCCCAAUGAAGCCGCUCUACUGGACGCGGAUCUUGGCGCCCCCCGCCCCCGCCCCCGCAGCCCCCGCCCCCGCCGCCGCGCCCCCCGUCACGCCGCUGUGGGUGCAGAUCGACGAGGCCCCUCUCGAUAACAUUGAGGAGUUCACGGACUUGUUCUCGCGACAGGUGGUGCAAGCACCAGCCAAGAAGAAGCCAUCAACGAAGCCAGCCCGGCAGCAACCCAUCAAGGUGCUGGACUCGAAGCGGUCUCAGAACGUGGGCAUCCUGGCUCAGAGCCUUCACGUGGACUUCAGCGAGAUAGAGAACGCUAUCUAUAACUUUGACACGUCCGUGGUGAGCUUGGAAGCGCUACAGCAGAUCUAUGAACUGCGAGCGACAGACGAGGAGCUGGCCGCCAUCCGCCAAGUCCUCGCUUCGAACCCAUCGGCACCGCUAGACCGCCCCGAGCUGUUCUUGCUAGAACUAGGCGGCAUCGCGGCGGGCGCGGAGCGGGUGGCAUGCUUCAUGGUGACGGCGGAGUUCGACGCACAGCUGCAGGGACAGAUGCACAAGCUGGAUAACUUGAAGCACACUUGUGAGUUCCUGAUGAACAGUGCAGAGCUGAAGCAACUGUUCGCGAUAAUCCUGACGCUGGGCAACUACAUGAACGGGGGCAACGGCGCGCGCGGCCAGGCCGACGGGUUCGGGCUCGAGAUACUCGCCAAACUCAAGGAUGUCAAGUCAAAGCAGUCCAACGUGACCCUUCUCCACUUCAUAGUGCGCACAUACCGGCGCUCACUGGGCGCGGCGGCGGCGGGCGCCCCACUGCCGGUGCCCGAGCCCGGGGACGUGGCGCGCGCCGCCGCACUGGACUUUGCAGACGUGGAGCAGACUCUGCAGGGGCUGGCUAAGCAGAUCGAAGACUGCCAGCAAAUGACCCAAAAAGUCCUGGAAGCGGAUGCACAAGCCGCCGCGUCCCCCGACCCGGACAAGCGCCGCCUCGACUCGUUCCAGGACAAGAUGGCCGCCUUCCUGACUGCAGCCAGGGAAAAGCUGCGAGUCGAGAGGGACAACCUGGAUGAGACCCGGGCCAAGUUUGUGGCUACGGUGCGGUUUUACCAGUAUAGGCCGAAGUGUGGCAAGGUGGAAGAUUGUGAGCCGAAUGAAUUCUUCUCUCUCUGGACGGCGUUCUGCUCCGACUUCAAGGACAUCUUCAAAAAGGAGGAACAGUUGGCCAUCAAGGAAAGGCUAAAAGAAGCGAAGAAGCAGCACGAAGAGAGGAAGUCGCAGACGCAGCCGAAGAAAGAGGGCGGGCUCAAGGCCAGGCUGCAGAAACUAUCCGGCAACCGCAAGCCGUGAAUAUACCACACAGUGUACACACAUUACUAUACUUACCGUAUUUCACAGGAAAAUUACCCUGUACGUCUAGUACAGGUUUGAUAGAGUGUCGAAAACUAUAAAAGUUUCAGUUUUCCCGCAUAAAAAGUGGCGCCUCUAGCAGAAACUAUCAUGAAACAUUUGUCAGAUAAUGUAUGUAGGUGACAGAAGAAAACCAAAACUUUUUUCAUUUACAGUUUUAAAAAUUAUAUUGCCUAAACUCAGGGAAGUUUUGAUGUGGAUUACGGUGUAAGGGAUUGUUCUUUGAAUGUGGAUAAUGUUUUGCUGGCUCAGGACACUAUUAUAUUAUAUUGUUCAAUGGAAUUAGAAGGAAGAUUUAAGAAACCGAGGUUGCAUCAAUAAGACAUCAUUGUAGACGUGUGUAAUUUUUUAUUGGAUCAUUAUCAUUGAUUUGUUAAUAAUAUAUACUAAAUAUAUUAUUAACGUAUUAAUGUAUGAUUCUUGCCCUUUCAAACAUACAGUAUGCUGUUACAGCCAUAUUCAUUUGUAUGUUAAUUUAAUGUGGGGCUUCUAAAGCCUUUUUAUAAAUUAGUACUUAUCGUGAUAGUUUUGCAGCUUUUGUUAAGAAGAUGAUUGUAUUUAUAAAUUUGGACCAAUCAGAAGGAUCCGUUUCGUUGAGAAUCUCUUAUUGUGGAAGUUUAUGUU
Messenger RNA from Plutella xylostella (diamondback moth), 4536 nucleotides. RefSeq names its product formin protein cappuccino (gene capu). The record is from RefSeq and is a predicted model, not a curated record. Gene Ontology annotation, molecular function: actin filament binding. Gene Ontology annotation, cellular component: cytoskeleton; cytoplasm. Lineage: Eukaryota; Metazoa; Arthropoda; Insecta; Lepidoptera; Plutellidae. Gene Ontology annotation, biological process: cortical actin cytoskeleton organization; intracellular signal transduction.